UCGUCAGUAACAAGCUUGCAAACACCACCGAUAGCAGAUAGAUCAACAAGCGCAGACCGUUCGUCGUCAGCUUGCUGUUGUUUGUAUUAUCUAAACCAUUCGAUAGAGCCUGAUUUUAAGUGAAAGAUGAAGGUGCGAAUCGUUCAGGCAUUGGCGAUAGUGACCGCUUUCGCCACCGUUGAUGGAUUGCAGAAGAUUGCAAUAGCAUUACACCCGAGGUUGGACGAGCUCGAUAGGAUAGACGAGUUCAAUGAUGUCAUCGGAUCCGUGAAACUGAACCGUAGUAAUUUUGAACAACAACUGAAUUCGUCCCAGUACAAUUUGGUGCUAUUCUACGCUCCAUGGUGUGAAUACUGUUUGAAGAUCUUACCGGAAUGGGCCGAAGCGACGAAGAUGAUGAGUGGCCGGUUUGCUGAUCUCGUACGAUUCGCUCAAGUGGACUGUAUUGCGGAAGAGACGUUGUGUUUUAGGUUGGAUAUCAAAGAUUGUCCGACCGUACGGGUUUAUAAACGAGGACCACCGACACGGUUUGAAUUGGUGCAACCAUACGCACUGGAGGAUACGGUCGAAUACAUGCAGGAUUAUCUGUUCAAUUCGUUGGAGAAUAGUGGCAGUGGUAGGAGGGAUUAG
Ochlerotatus camptorhynchus is the source of this 630-nucleotide messenger RNA. RefSeq names its product protein disulfide-isomerase 1-like. The transcript is spliced from 2 exons. Lineage: Eukaryota; Metazoa; Arthropoda; Insecta; Diptera; Culicidae. Bases 127 to 630 code for a protein of 167 amino acids. Gene Ontology annotation, biological process: protein folding. Gene Ontology annotation, molecular function: protein disulfide isomerase activity. Gene Ontology annotation, cellular component: endoplasmic reticulum. The record is from RefSeq and is a predicted model, not a curated record.